Messenger RNA from Apaloderma vittatum (bar-tailed trogon), 807 nucleotides. RefSeq names its product neuropeptide VF precursor (gene NPVF). The record is from RefSeq and is a predicted model, not a curated record. Lineage: Eukaryota; Metazoa; Chordata; Aves; Trogoniformes; Trogonidae. The transcript has 3 exons. Gene Ontology annotation, molecular function: signaling receptor binding. Gene Ontology annotation, biological process: neuropeptide signaling pathway; negative regulation of gonadotropin secretion. Bases 7 to 528 code for a protein of 173 amino acids.
AGAAAAAUGAAAGUGAUUUCAAGCAAGAAGUUUAUUCUAUUUGCUUUAGCUACAAUGGUCUGUCUAAUAUCAAAUAGUACGUGCCUAGAUGUACUGAUGAAGUCCAGCCUGCAGAGCAGAGAAGAUGAUGACGAUAAGUAUUACGAGAUUAAAGACAGUAUCUUGGAAGAAAAGCAGAGGAGUCUCAAUUUUGAAGAAACGAAAGACUGGGGAUCAAAAAAUAUCAUUAAAAUAAACCCUCCUACAGUAAACAAGAUGCCAAAUUCAGUUGCUAAUUUACCUCUUAGGUUUGGAAGAAAUUACCUGGAAGAAAGAAACAUUAGACCAAUUGCUAAUUUGCCUCUGAGGUUUGGGAGAGCGUUUGGAGACAACAUACGUAGGCAUGCUCCAAGGGUACCACACAGGCUUGGGAGAGCUCCACUUGUUAAAAGUUCCAGUCGAUCACUUCUAAAUCUGCCACAGAGAUUUGGGAAAUCACUGCCUGCCAAUCUGUCUCAAGGCAUUCAGGAAUCUGAACCAGGGAUAUGAAUUCUAGCAGUUAUGUUAAUACUGGAGUCAAAUCAUGAAGACAGAAUCUGAAAGACUUGGAAAAGCUGCAACAUGUUUUCAAAACUAAAGGUCAUGAAAAGGAAACAUAGAAGAACUCAAAUGCAAACCUGUCAUCACGUUAUGAAUAAUGUAUUUAUUCUGUACAAACCUUUGAUGUGUAAGGCAAUGAUAAUUGUAGUGGUUUGCUUCAGUGGCAGUGUAGUAAAAACUCUAUUUACUUCUGUGGAACUUACGUCCUGUUGGUUGUAAAACCUAAUU